This is a messenger RNA of Prunus armeniaca (apricot), 1086 nucleotides long. The record is from the annotation of a GenBank genome assembly. NCBI's taxonomy places the organism in Eukaryota, Viridiplantae, Streptophyta, Magnoliopsida, Rosales, Rosaceae.
AUGAAGGCACUCAUUCUUGUUGGAGGUUUUGGAACACGUUUGCGGCCAUUGACACUCAGUGUCCCUAAGCCGCUUGUUGAAUUUGCAAACAAACCCAUGAUCCUGCAUCAGAUAGAGGCUCUUAAGGCAAUUGGUGUUAGCGAAGUGGUUCUGGCGAUCAAUUACCAACCAGAGGUGAUGAUGACUUUCCUGAAGGAGUUUGAGACAAAGGUUGGCAUCAAGAUCACAUGCUCACAAGAGACUGAGCCCCUUGGCACUGCUGGACCUCUGGCUCUUGCUAGAGACAAACUGAUAGAUGAUUCUGGCGAGCCCUUCUUUGUCCUUAACAGUGAUGUUAUCAGUGAAUACCCAUUUAAGAAAAUGAUCGAAUUCCAUAAAUCCCAUGGGGGAGAAGCUUCCAUAAUGGUGACCAAGGUGGAUGAGCCAUCGAAAUAUGGAGUGGUGGUUAUGGAAGAAUCUACAGGGAAAGUUCAGAAAUUUGUAGAGAAACCAAAACUGUUUGUUGGUAACAAAAUCAAUGCUGGAAUAUACCUGUUGAACCCCUCAGUUCUUGAUCGAAUUGAGCUGAGACCAACUUCAAUUGAGAAAGAGGUAUUCCCAAAUAUUGCAGCAGAGAAUAAGCUCUUCGCAAUGGUCCUUCCAGGGUUUUGGAUGGACAUUGGGCAACCAAGGGAUUAUAUUACAGGCCUGAGACUCUACUUGGACUCAUUGAGGAAGAACUCUUCAUCUAAGUUGGCCAGAGGUUCCAAUGUUGUGGGAAAUGUUCUGGUGGAUGAGACUGCCAAAAUUGGAGAGGGGUGCCUGAUUGGACCAGAUGUUGCAAUUGGUCCGGGUUGUGUUGUUGAGUCAGGAGUUAGGCUAUCUCGCUGUACAGUAAUGCGUGGAGUCCGGAUCAAGAAGCAUGCUUGCAUUUCCGGCAGUAUCAUCGGAUGGCACUCCACAGUUGGACAAUGGGCUCGUGUAGAGAACAUGACUAUCCUCGGAGAAGAUGUUCAUGUAAGCGAUGAAAUUUACAGUAAUGGAGGUGUGGUUUUGCCCCACAAAGAAAUCAAGUCGAGCAUUUUGAAGCCAGAAAUUGUAAUGUAG